This is a messenger RNA of Theobroma umbraticum, 1752 nucleotides long. RefSeq names its product G-type lectin S-receptor-like serine/threonine-protein kinase LECRK4. Lineage: Eukaryota; Viridiplantae; Streptophyta; Magnoliopsida; Malvales; Malvaceae. Gene Ontology annotation, molecular function: protein kinase activity; ATP binding. Gene Ontology annotation, biological process: recognition of pollen; protein phosphorylation. The record is from RefSeq and is a predicted model, not a curated record.
CAGAGCUUCGAUCAUCCUACCACUACCAUUCUACAAGGACAACAUCUCUUAGCUGGGGUAGAGCUGUUCUCUAGCGUCUCAGAAACUGACCAGUCAACAGGAACAUUUCGUCUUAAGAUGCAGAAUGAUGGAAACCUUGUGCAGUACCCUGUGGAAACUCCCGACACAGCAAGCUAUGCUUAUUGGGCAUCUGGUACAGAUGGCAGAGGAGAUAAUGUGAGCCUGAAUCUUGAUAAAGAUGGACAUCUAUACCUGCUCAAUUCCACAGGCUUCAACAUAAAGGAUAUAUUUCGAGGAGGAUAUGAUAAAAAUGGAACAAUUUAUCUGAUGAAAAUUGAUUCGGAUGGUAUCUUCCGACUGUAUUCUUACGAAUUCAAUCAGAGUGGGAAUCAAUCAGUUAUAUGGUCAUCUACGUAUGACAAAUGUGACCCCAAGGGUCUAUGCGGGCUUAAUAGCUAUUGCGUUACUGAAGAUAAAGAAGCUGAUUGUAGAUGUCUUCCAGGAUUUGCUCGAGUUAUAGAGGGCAAUAUUAGUGCAGGCUGUGAAAGGAAUUUCUCCACCGAGAGCUGCAAAAGCGAUCCAGGGAGAAUCCAGUACACCAUUCAGGCAGUUGAGAAUACCGUGUGGGAAGAUUCGAGAUAUUCUAUUCUGUCUUUAACAACCAAAGAAGACUGCGAGACAGCAUGUUUCGAGGAUUGCACCUGUGAAGCUGCCAUGUUUAAAGACGCGGAGUGCAAGAUGCAGAGGCUUCCUCUGAGAUUUGGGAGAAGGAAUCUUCGUGAUUCAAACGUAGCUUUGAUCAAGGUAGGUAUAUCCAGUGAAUCAAGAAAACACGAUAUGUCUAAAGAAGGAAAGGAAAAACCUGGGAUGGACAUUCUAGUUAUUGGAGUUUCACUGACUGGUUUUGCAAUCAUUGUGUUGGUAAUUUCUGGGGCUUUCAUUUAUAGGAGGCAUGUUUUCAGAUACAAAAGGUUUUCUACUCAUGGCGACUCACAUUUGUGCGAGAAUGUUGCCCCGAUAUCGUUUAGUUUUGAAGAAAUUGUGCAGAUGACUCAUAAUUUCAAGGAAGAAAUUGGAAAAGGAGCAUUCGGGACAGUUUACAAAGGAACCGCAAUGUUGGAUCAUGGCGUGAAGGUCGUUGCAGUGAAGAAAUUGGACAAAGUAUCAAAUCAAGGGGAACGAGAGUUUCAAAACGAGAUGAAAAUUAUUGGCAGAACUCAUCAUCGAAAUUUAGUUCGACUAAUCGGAUAUUGCCACGAAGGAGCUAACAGGCUGUUGGUGUAUGAGUACAUGGUCAAUGGAUCACUUGCUGAUGUGCUCUUUACACCUGAAAAACCACCUUGCUGGAAUGAGAGGGUGGAAAUAUCUCGCAACAUAGCAAGAGGUCUCCUCUAUCUUCAUGAAGAGUGCGAUACCCAAAUAAUCCAUUGUGACAUCAAAUCUCAAAAUAUACUAAUGGAUGAGCAGGGGAAUGCAAAAAUAUCUGAUUUUGGUUUGGCCAAGCUGCUAAAGCCAGACCAAACCAAAACCUUCACUGGGAUCAGAGGAACAAGGGGGUAUGUUGCACCAGAGUGGCACAGGAAACUGCCAGUGACAGUCAAGGCAGAUGUUUACAGCUUUGGAGUCGUAGUAUUGGAGAUCAUAUGUUGUCGGCGGAGUGUGAAUUGGAAAAAGCCUCUUGUUGAAACUACAUGGUUGCCCAAUAUGGCAAUUGCUAUGGUGACUGCAAUACUGAUUAUGAGUGAUUUGUAA